Molecule: messenger RNA, 432 nt
Organism: Neurospora tetrasperma FGSC 2508
Lineage: Eukaryota; Fungi; Ascomycota; Sordariomycetes; Sordariales; Sordariaceae
Exons: 1
Coding region: 109-282 (57 amino acids)
Source: RefSeq, a predicted model, not a curated record
UCGCCGAUGGUGACCCUGCUCACAACCCAUCCCUUCUUGAACACUCGUGAUCCAGUUGUCGAUAUUGGAUCGUUUCCAGGAUUUGAUGGUACCGUUGAGAAAUGAAAGAUGGAUGCCACGAUAAUUGAAAAGUCAUUCGACUCCAGUUCGGCCCUUAUCACCACGAAGCCCCUCAACGGCUUACUCUUCGCUGGUCCACGAAGAGUGUUGGCCGUUAUUCCACCAGGCAGCCGAAUAAGCUCGACUCCUAUUUGCUCUCAUAUUCGGACUUUUCGCUUGUAGCGUUUCAAUCUUCGGACAGCAUAAGGAGCUCCAGAUUCAGUGCCCCUUGGCCACAAAACUGCUGACGGGUGGAGGCCAUUCAUCGCUAAGGCAAAGCUGUUUCUUCGUAUUGCUGGCAACGGACGCGUCACGGCGAUGAUGGCCCCGCAG